GGGAAGCCGCGCUGCCAGCUUUGGCCAGGCGGCCGCAGGCUUUCCUGCGGGCUUUGGAAGAGGGAGCUGGUCGGGAUCUGCCUCAGGAAUCCGCACCAGAAGGCUCCCCACGACAGGUGGCUUUUGUUUCUGGACCAGAGGCAUCUUUUUUGGUUCUUUCGACACGUCAGAGCUUUUCCUUCCUCUCCGGAAACGCGGGCCUUUCCCUUGGCUGUGCGGGAAAGAUGUUUUGGUGUCCUGUUUCAAAAUCCACUUUCUCCAAGCAGUUGCUACAAGCCCCUUUGGAUAGAUCACAGUCCAAGAGAGAUGGAGGUUUUAAAAAUAAUUGGAGCUUUGAUCAUGCAGAAGAAAGUGAAGGAGAUGCAGAGAAAGACCAGGCAAAUCUGCUCAGCAUAGAUGACACUGAUGGGCCUUUCAGUCCCAAUGAAGAAAGAAAGUCACUUCGUUGUCGGCCUGGAGCUGUUGGCACCAGUGGCGAUUCCAUAAAAACAUAUGCAAGGCGAGGCAAAGCUGGAAGAUUGAGUCUUUUUAAAGGGAACUCAAUUGGCCUCAACAUGAUGGGAAAUAGCAAGAAACUGAGUGAAAAUGCUCAGAAUGUGUCUUGUCCUGUAACUGUGGUACAUGGUAGACGUUUUCACCAUGCGCAUGCACAGACAACAGUAGUAAAAACAGCAGCCCAAAGCAAUCUGGACCGAAAGGAAAGAAAAGAAUACCCACCUCAACUUCAGAAAGUAGAAGCAGACCACAUUAGGUUACCACGGUCUCAAGGAGUGGACAGUAUAAUGGAAAACACAGAAGAGUCAGAAUCAGAAUCAGAAUCUGAAAUUAAGAGAAAGGUGCAACAGAAACGUCACUGCAAUUCAUAUCAGUCUGAUUUAGCUGUAUCUUCUGCUACGAAAAAAUGCUUAACCCAUUUAAAGCUUUUGGAACACAUUGAUUCUUCUACCGAUUGCCCAAAUUGUGGGCGGGCAAAUGAAAAUCAGACCAAAUGCCGGCAUUGUGAAAGUGCUUCUUUAAAGGAUUUGCAAAGAGUCUCCAGACAAACUGUGGGAUUAAGUGAAUCUGUGGGACCUUUAUCACGUUCUUCAAUACAUCAGAAUUCAGCAGGGCAAAAAUCUUCAGGUACAGGGUUCAAUACAAAGAAGUUUUAUAGUUCUGCUGUUGGGAAAGGUCCAACGGAUAUUCUACUGAGUAAUGAAGUUGUAGGACAUUCUAUGUUACGACAGAAUGGAAAAGUUGGUCUUAUAACUGGGACAAAAAAUCCUAAAAUUACAGGAAGCUUAAGACCGAGGAGUACACGACCAUCUGAACUAAAUGAUCCAAUUGUUUUGUCUAGUGAUGAUGAUGAGGAGGAGGAUAGUGGCAGCACUAGGAGAAUGGAAAGCAUUUCACCUCGUCCUGCAGAUUCAGCCCGCUCCUCCCCAGCUCCUUCUACAGGAAAGGUGGAAGCAGCAUUAAAGGAAAACAGUUGUGGACUAGAACAGAGAAUAGGUAGUAUAACAACAGAUACAGAAAUUGCAGUCACACUACCAAGAAAAGCAAGAAUGAAAGAUCAGUUUGGGAACAUUGUGUCUAACACUCCAAUAAAACGUCGUAAAGUUAUUUCUCAAGAGAUUGUAACUGAGGCUGUACCUCUAAAUUAUCAAAAUUCCUGUGAAAGUGUCAUUCUGAACUGUCGAAGUAUACGAAUAGGAACACUACGAAGAAUGGUAGUGGAACCUGUGAUUUUUUGCCUGGAUUAUAUCAAAAUACGCCUAGAAAGUCAAGAAGAAUCAGAAAGUGAUAUCCGAGAGAUUAACCUGAAAACUUCAGAACUUACCAAAUGUGAAUGGUGUAGUGUCCGAAAAUUACCAGUAGUUUUCCUACAAACAGUACCAUCAACCUGUAGUAGCCUGAGAGACCAGCUGAAAAUGAGUAAAGAUAAUGUCUGGUAUGAAUGUAAAGGAGACAGUCAGGAAGAACAGUACAUCAUUUUGAUUUUUGAAACUGGUCUUGAUCCUCAUGCAAACUCAAUAUUUGAAAAAAUUAUUACUGACAUUGGUAUUAGAAAUAAUAUUUCUGACUUCUUCGUGAAAAUUUCCUUUGAAGAAGCCAAUGGCAGGCUUGUUGCAUUUACUAAGUGCUUGGAAGACAAUUCCAAAGGAAGCCCAUCUCACAGAGAAAACAAAAUUAAAAAUGUUGCUUCUGAGUCCAAAAUGCAGCAGCGAAAUAAACAGUUACCGUAUUUUGAUGAUGAUGAAGAAAUUGGAGAACCACAUACAGUAUUCAUUGGUCCUAUAGAGAAGUUGAUAGUUUAUCCACCUCCUCCAGCUAAAGGUGGUAUUUCUGUGACCAAUGAAGACCUCCAUUGUCUAAAUGAAGGAGAAUUUUUAAAUGAUGUUAUUAUUGAUUUUUAUUUAAAGUAUUUGGUACUUGAAAAACUGAAAAAAGAAGAUGCUGAUAGAAUACAUGUGUUCAGUUCAUUCUUCUAUAAACGCCUUAAUCAAAGAGAAAGAAGAAGUAUUAAUGAAACUUCAAACCUUUCAAUACAACAAAAACGACAUGGGCGAGUAAAAACAUGGACACGGCAUGUUGACAUUUUUGAGAAAGAUUUCAUUUUUGUUCCCCUUAAUGAAGCUGCCCACUGGUUUCUGGCUGUCAUCUGUUUUCCUGGUUUAGAAAAACCCAGAUACGAACCAAAUCCCCACUAUCAUGAAAAUGCUACAACACAGAUAAAAUCUGCCUCUUCAGAUGGGGAGAGCAACACACCAUCUCCUUUGCCAAAUGAGUUAGAUGCACAAAACUCGCCUUCCAAAUCCACAGCAAAGAAGACAUUGACCAAAAAGUAUAAUACAGCUUUAAUUGACCCAAACACUGAAACAGAGGACAGUGAGUCCUCAUGUUGUAGAAGAAGUCCUUGCAGGGGAAAAACUGCUUUCAGAAAACUAAAUCAAAUAGACAGUGAUGUGGAAGAACCUAACACUGUGGAAUCAGUAUGCCAUAAACUUGACCAUAGGACUCCAGAUGAAAAUGGUAUACAGGGUGAAUUCACAACUGCUAGCCAAUCUAUGGAUGGAUUGCACAAAAUCAGGCUAAACUAUAGUGAAGACUCAGCUGAUGGCAGUAAACUAAACGAAGAUGAGCUUAUAGAUUUUUCUGAAGACCAAGAUAACCAGGUGUGUGACUGCAAGUUGUCCAAAAUAAAGAAUCGGAGGCUAUUAAAUAUACAGUCUAGGAAAUACCUGUUUUUCACCUUUGAGUCCAGGACAAACAAUUUUUAUCCAAAGUCUGCAGCUAUUUGUAAUCGCUUCCAAAUAGAAGACAGUAGUGACGAUGGCGGCCUUGUAGAUGAUAACUGUAAUUCAGAAAUGGGACAAUGGCACCUGAAGCCUACUAUCUGCAAACAGCCUUGUAUUUUGCUUAUGGACUCACUGAGAGGCCCUUCCCGCUCAAAUGUUGUGAAAACACUACGGGAAUAUUUAGAAGUGGAAUGGGAAGUCAGGAAAGGCAACAAAAGAAGCUUUUCCAAAGAUGUAAUGAAAGGUUCCAACCCAAAAGUGCCCCAGCAGAACAACUUCAGUGAUUGUGGAGUCUACAUACUGCAGUAUGUGGAGAGCUUUUUUGAGAAUCCCAUUCUGAGUUUUGAGCUACCAAUGAACUUAACAGACUGGUUUCCACGCCCAAGAAUGAAAACCAAAAGAGAAGAAAUACGAAAAAUAAUCCUGAAGCUGCAGGAACAGCAAAACAAGGAAAAGAAGGGACAAAAGGACCCAAGUUCAAUGGAAAGAUCUUUGCAGGAAAAAACAGAACAACUCAUCAACAGCAGCUCAGACUGAACGUUGUAUCUGUUGCAUGUUAGCUCCACAAUCAAAACUGAAAUAUACACCUUUUUGUCUGCCCAGACUAAAGAUUUGGCAUAUUCUCUGCUCAGAGUUACUUGGGAAUGUUUAAUGCCUGUAUAAAUGUGUGUCAUAAAAUGAUUUAAUUCCCACGAAGAUGUGUAUUAAGUAAGCAAGUCUGUACAUAUGUUAAUGAGGCCAACUUUUUCAGCAUUUGUAAUUUUUUUCCACUUGUUAGGGAGCUUUUGUUAUGUAUUUCUGUUAAUAGAACUUAAAUAGCAACUUCUAAACAUAAAGCAAAUAAAGAAAAUAAAGAAAAUAUUUAUAGGAUAAAAUGGUUAACUUUUUCUUUUUCAGUAAAGUUGUAAUGUUACAGGCUUAAGUAACACAUAGGGAAUGAUUUGGUAGUGAGAUAAUUAAUUCAUAUUUUGACCCUAUUUAGUUGCCCUGUACAAGAUUAUUCUGCUUGCGCUACAAACAAUACUAUGGGUAAGUGUCUCGAUGUACCGUGGCCUCGGAGAGGGUGAUUCCCAUCCUCCCAGCAUCUAAGUGCAGGCAGUGCAAUAGUUAAUAGGACUGCUUCAGAUUUGGGGUUUUAAAAGAUAUGCAUUGCAAUUAAAAUUCCACCCUUGCUUUAGUGGGACGGGCUAGGGAAAGGGGGAGAACGCUCUUUGACCAGAGAUUACUAUUCAAACAGUAUUAUAAAAGUGGUUUCAAUGAAGUGAUCUUGAGUGAUACUAUUAAAUCAUAUUUUGUGGAUCCCAAUUGUUGUACAGGUGUAUUUUGAGACUUUCUUCAUUAUAAAAUUGUAUUUUGGUAAGUGUACUUGGAACAGCAGAUUGCCCACAUUACAUUUUCUAUGUUACAA
Messenger RNA from Phalacrocorax carbo (great cormorant), 4686 nucleotides. Lineage: Eukaryota; Metazoa; Chordata; Aves; Suliformes; Phalacrocoracidae. The record is from RefSeq and is a predicted model, not a curated record.